ACGGCGGCGAGGGUGUGGACGUCCCUCGCAUUCAAUCUACUGGAGACAACAUAACGCUGCUAAUAACUUCUGCUCUGGGCUUUACACGGCAACAGGAGAUUAUACCUGGCGUUGUGUGCGUGCCGCUGAGCCCCUCUAACUGUGUGCCUCAUUGUCCCAAAUGAGGAACUGAUGCUGGCCAGGACCCUGCUGAACCCCUCGGGUCGCCUCACUCAUCGAUCCCACUUCAGUUUUGCACCUUAAGAGAAGAAGAACACACCAGCCAGAAUGGAUGAUAUCUUUACGCAGUGCCGGGAAGGCAAUGCAGUGGCAGUCCGCUUAUGGUUGGACAAUACAGAGAAUGACCUCAAUCAAGGGGACGACCACGGCUUCAGCCCUCUCCACUGGGCAUGCAGGGAGGGCCGCUCCAGCGUGGUGGACAUGCUCAUCAUGAGAGGGGCUCGCAUUAACGUCAUGAACCGUGGAGACGACACUCCUCUGCACCUGGCCUCCAGCCAUGGACAUCGCGAAAUUGUGGGAAAGCUGAUCCAGUGCAAAGCAGACACUAAUGCAGCCAAUGAACAUGGGAACACACCACUGCAUUACGCCUGCUUCUGGGGCCAAGACCAAGUGGCUGAGGACCUUGUGACUAAUGGGGCUCAGGUGAGCAUCUGCAACAAAUAUGGGGAAACUCCCAUGGACAAAGCUAAACCCCACCUGCGUGAACUCCUCAGAGACAAAGCUGAGAAAAUGGGACAGAGUUUAGCUAAAAUUCCCUUCAAGGACACGUUCUGGAAAGGCACCACCAGGACUCGACCCCGCAAUGGCACUUUGAACAAACAUGCAGGAAUUGACUACAAACAGCUCUCUCUCCUGGCUAAAGUAAAUGAGAACCAGUCUGGAGAGCUGUGGCAAGGGCGCUGGCAAGGAAAUGAAGUUGUUGUUAAGGUGCUAAAAGUCCGUGACUGGACCACAAGGAAAAGCCGAGACUUCAAUGAGGAGUAUCCCAAACUCAGGAUAUUUUCCCACCCGAAUGUCCUACCCAUGUUGGGAGCAUGUCAGUCUCCUCCCGCCCCUCACCCCAUCAUCAUCACACACUGGAUGCCUUAUGGCUCCCUCUACAACGUGCUGCAUGAAGGCACCAACUUUGUAGUGGACCAGACGCAGGCGGUGAAGUUUGCUCUGGAUAUUGCUUGUGGAAUGGCCUUCUUACACACACUUGAACCCAUGAUCCCUCGCCACUAUCUCAACAGCAAGAGCGUCAUGAUAGAUGAAGAUAUGACAGCCAGGAUCAGCAUGGCAGACGUCAAGUUCUCCUUCCAGUGUCCUGGCAGGAUGUACUCGCCUGCUUGGGUAGCGCCCGAGGCCCUGCAGAAAAAGCCCGAAGAGAUCAACCGUCGGUCAGCAGACAUGUGGAGCUUCGCUAUCCUGCUGUGGGAGUUGGUGACCAGAGAAGUGCCGUAUGCUGACCUGUCCAACAUGGAAAUUGGCAUGAAGGUUGCCUUGGAAGGUUUGAGGCCCACUAUCCCCCCCGGCAUUUCACCCCACAUUUGCAAGCUCAUGAAGAUCUGCAUGAACGAAGACCCAGCAAAGAGGCCUAAAUUUGACAUGAUUGUGCCAAUCCUGGAAAAAAUGCAGGACAAGUGAAAAUCCUCCUCUGCCCUCCUGAACCAGAUAUCUUUACCCCAGAUGGUGGUGUGGUGCUUACCAGUAUUGCCUUAAACUCUGCCGCUGCAUUCGACGCCACUGUAGCUUCUGCUUCUGAGAUGAAUUCAGCAGCAGUCACUUCUUUUAUAUUGUUUUUUUUUUUUCUUUUUUCAAUGUGAUAUAAAAUUUUAUUUGUGUCUUCAUCUUUGUCACUGAUCCGCUGAUGCUGGCUCUGCAGGAGCUUAAUAUUGACUGUUCAUCUUCUAACCUGUAAUCACGUGGACUGAGUACAAUCUUCUAGACUGAAUAACCUGUGGAGGUCAGCAUGACAGUCUGCUGCAUUGCUUCAGUGGAUUUAAGGCCUUAUUUUGUAACUGGAGUGGGCUUACUAUUAAAAAGUCCCCCUGUAUGGAAAAAUAAUGGUGGCUCCUAAUAAAACAAAUAGCAUAUUAACUCAAAGCUUGUCUUGUGGGGAAAAGUUUGUUUGUUAUGUCAGCAACAAACUGUAUGCAAAUGGACAAGCAUGACAAGUGUCUGAAACCGAGCAUUUAAACAUGUAAGAUUAAGAAAAUGUAUAUGAAUGAGUGUUCCCAAUGAGAGUACUUAGCAGUGCUGUACCAUUCAGCUUGGCUGUGUAGUGAUGUGUAGAGCUUGACCUGUCUUGGGUGUUGGCUCCUGAUUUGUAUCCUGUACAACCUGCUGACCAUUAUGUAAAACUGGCCAUAGAAACUUUUUGUUUGAUGCAGCAAACAUGUCAGUGUUGAUCAUUGCAAUUUUGUGAGGAUUACUUAAAAAAAUGCAUUGCAAGAUUGCAGAUUUUCUCCUCAUAAUUGUAAUAAUGUAAUUAACUAGAUUACUCAAGUGUAUUCCUGGUAUCUAGUUUAUUUUCAUUAUUUUCUCUUCAAAUCUUAACAGUUUUAUUAUGAUUUGAAUUCUGUAAACUAUACAAAGGGUCAUUCUCCCUUUCAACAUGUUUAACAGUUUAACUCAAGUGUUAUUUUCAUGUUGAAUAUGGACGAUCUAUGUAAUCCAACAUGUAAUACUUUGUAGUGUCAGGAAUGAAUACUGCAACCCAGACUAAUUUAUUCAUGGUUAGCUGUAAUUGUUUUCUUCUCAAGCAUUGGGACUGCUUUUCCUCAAGUGUAUGGCUACAUCAGAAGCUGCUGCCAGCAGAAGGUGACUGGGACAUUAAGGGGGAUGGUAUUAACAUCCUGCUAACUCAUUAUUUUCCCUUUUUGUUUCUGUGCCUCCACCAGCUUUGCUUGUUUGUGCUGAAUCACAGAUUGAAGCCAAAAUCAAGAAUGACUUAUACAAAUGUAUGUAUUUAUAUAUAAGUAUAUUAAAAAGGACAAAUAUGGGCAACUUGAA
Molecule: messenger RNA, 2994 nt
Organism: Morone saxatilis (striped sea-bass)
Lineage: Eukaryota; Metazoa; Chordata; Actinopteri; Moronidae
Product: integrin-linked protein kinase
Biological process (GO): substrate adhesion-dependent cell spreading; cell-matrix adhesion; integrin-mediated signaling pathway
Cellular component (GO): focal adhesion; stress fiber
Molecular function (GO): protein kinase activity; protein binding; ATP binding
Source: RefSeq, a predicted model, not a curated record